Messenger RNA from Drosophila ficusphila, 1040 nucleotides. RefSeq lists its product as uncharacterized. The record is from RefSeq and is a predicted model, not a curated record. Bases 92 to 847 code for a protein of 251 amino acids. Lineage: Eukaryota; Metazoa; Arthropoda; Insecta; Diptera; Drosophilidae. The transcript is spliced from 2 exons.
CCUGUCAGUAGGAUUUUUAUCCAUCACUCACGAUAAAACAUUUCAACCACGUCGAGGUCGAUUAAGAAAUAUAUAAAAAAAAUUAAUCCAGAUGUCUCAGACAAACUUAGCGAAGAGCGAUGAGCAUUGCAUGCGUUGUUUGCACUGCAUGCAGGUGGUCCGUUGCUCUCGAUACGAUACUAGUGCACUAGUGCGCCACAUCGAACUGGAACACCCGGACAUAUUCUCGGUGGCCAGCAGCAAGAUCAGGAAUGUCCACAAGCUGGACUCAGAACAAGGAUCUAGCGGAGACUGUAUAAGCAAAACCACUGGACCCUCUGAACCAAAGAAACCAAUGGACGAACAGUUUGAUCCAUUGUGGUUUGAUAACCAUUGCAGUGGAGAUGCCCAAGGCAAAAAUGAUUCCACUGCGGGGUGCUGUGCUGCGGCUGCCAAAAAGACCACCGAUCCAUGUUCGAAUGCCAAGAAUAAAACAUGUCCAGAUCCCAAGGAGCAUCCCGGAUCGUGUCUCAAGAAGCAAUCGCUUCCCAUUUCCAAGGUCGAGACAUGUACUUGUGCCGAAAUUAAGCAGAUUCGCAAGAAGUACUAUCGAGCUUCCGUGGAGCGUUGGCGUGCCGUGGAUGGGUUAAUUUUGUGCCCAGCCUGCGGGAUCAAGAGUCGUCCGUUGAUUAAGACGUCCGCGGAAGUGAAUUCCGGAUGCUGGGCCAACUGCUGGCCAUUCUGCUACUUUCCCUGUCUGAUGUCCUCCGACAAGCAGGUGUACCUACACUGCGGCCAGUGCAAGAUUUUUUUGGGCAUCUACAAUCGCGAGAAAAACAGCGUGAGACCCAACAAGGAGUUCGUGUAAAGGAACCAAGUUUAACUCAAGUUUUCAUUUCAAAAUUAUUCGUUUCAAAGUAUGGCUCAUGUAAGCCUUCAGGUUUUUCUAACAAAUUGGAAAGAACUCCUGGUUUUGGCUCUCACUUUUAUAACAAAUUUUUUCAAGUUGUUACGCAAUUGUAAAUUUAAUACAUAGAAUACAAUAAACUUUCUGUUCCACA